This is a messenger RNA of Lethenteron reissneri (Far Eastern brook lamprey), 4634 nucleotides long. RefSeq names its product aminoadipate-semialdehyde dehydrogenase (gene AASDH). NCBI's taxonomy places the organism in Eukaryota, Metazoa, Chordata, Hyperoartia, Petromyzontiformes, Petromyzontidae. Gene Ontology annotation, molecular function: protein binding. Gene Ontology annotation, biological process: amino acid activation for nonribosomal peptide biosynthetic process. The record is from RefSeq and is a predicted model, not a curated record.
GGCCAUGUUGGUAAGGGACGGCUCGCGUCGUGCCCUUUGCUGUGUUCCGCACUCUGUUCCCGUCAAUUCGGCGUGACCGCACGCGUUUUAGUUGCGCUAGAAUGUUGCAAUUAAUACAGCGGAGUCUUCUCAUAGAAAAGCUCCCAGCAUGUGGAGCAAACGUUGGACAUAACGCUGAGCAACACUCGCAUUUGAGAGCUACGGUGGCAAAAUGUGAACUACCUCUCAAGGUUAAACGCGCUUCGAUCGUACACAGCAAUGUGCAGUGAUGAAGGACACCGUGGCCACGAUAACCUGGGCAGCUGUGGCUCCACGCUGCACUCGCUAGUAUCGGGGCGCGCGAAAGCGGUGGCGGUGCGCUACGACGAUGGGGAGGCUACGCUGCAGGUGACGUAUGGCGAGCUGUGCCGGCAGGCCGCGCAGGUGUGUGCCAAGCUGCUCGAGCUCUUGCGUGAAGAUCCGAGCCCGGUGGUCGGACUGUUCACGAAUCCUGUGCUUCAACUUCCCGCUUGUAUCCUCGGUAUUUUGCAGGCUGGCGCAGCUUACGUUCCACUAAAUCCUCAAGGCCCUUCUAAACUGACGGCGCAUGUGAUGCGAAUGACAUCGAUGCAACUCGCCUAUAUACAAGUUGACCUCAUACAGGCAUUCCGCAUCCAGUUCCAGGAAUGGUUGGAGGUCUUCUGCAUUGGUGGUGAGAAGAGCACAGAAGAUGACUCCAAAAGCUUGGGGCUCAGUCUUGGGUUGGUCAGAAUUGAGUGGAAGGAAACCCUUCCUACAACACACAUGGCAGAUGUUCAGCCAGGAGACACAAGGGAGAUUUCCAACCGUACUGAAGCUCCAGCACACAAUCGAGACAGCCAGAGAACCUUUUGUCGUGAAAACUCAGGGACAAGAGGCAUUGGUACAGACUGCCCUGACUCUGCUGUGUAUGGCAAAGUAUGCCCUGACCGUGACAGUUCCAUUCUUGGGUCAAAACAGCCCAGUGUGGUCACGGAAGGGGCUGAUGAGGAUGGUAAGGAGGCCACCUGCAGGCCUGACCAUUGGAAGGAGGGAGGCGUUGUGGGGUCAGACGCCAUCGCCUAUGUGCUCCACACCUCCGGCACAACGGGCCCCCCGAAGAUUGUGCAUGUGCCCCAUGCUUGCAUUGUGCCCAACAUCACGCACCUACGGUCCCUGUUCGCGAUGUCGCCGGAGGAUGUGGUGGUGCUGGUGUCGGCACUGACCUUCGACCCCUCGGUGGUGGAGUUGUUUUUGGCGCUGGCAAGUGGUGCGACGCUGCUGCUGGUGCCGCCAUAUGUGCGCAGAAGCCCCCGCGACCUGCAGCGCGUGCUGUUCCAGCGCAGCCGGGCUACCGUCUUGCAGGCUACACCGACUUUGCUGCGGCGGUUCGGGGUGGCCGUGCUGCGUGAUGUAGUGCUGGCGUCCGCGUCCCCGCUGCGGGUGUUGGCGCUGGGCGGGGAGCCGUUUCCGCCGCUGUCCGCGCUGCGCACCUGGAAGUCGAUCGGCAACGGCACGCGACUCUUCAACCUGUACGGCAUCACUGAGGUGUCAUGCUGGGCCACGUGCCACGAAAUCCCGACACAGCACCUGCUUCCGGGGUGUGAGCAGUGCGCCGUCCCUGUUGGCAAACCCCUGCUGGGCACCCGUGUGGAGGUGAGGGAUGGGGCGGGGCAGGUUCUGCACCAUGGGCAAGGGCAGAUAUACAUUGGUGGAGAGCGGCGGACGUGCCUGCUGGACGGAGAGGCGGAGCUGGUGCCUGGCACCAUGCGCGCCACCGGAGACGUGGGCAGGGUGGCCGGCCGCCUGGUGUACUACGUGGGGCGGUCGGACGGACUCGUCAAGAGGCACGGCCAACAGCUGGACCCAUUGCUCUUGCAGCAGACGGCCGAAUGCCUGGCGGCAGUGGAGGCAUGUGCGGCCGUCAUGACACCCGGGCAGACGCUGCUAUUGCUGUUCGUGGUUCCAGCCAUGUCCCCCGGCAGCCGAUCUGGGUCACAGCGGGAUGGCUCUCGCACGCGCGGCACUCUGCCCCCUCCAUCCCCUUCGCCCCCUCCACCCCGCGAGCCAGGCGAGCGUUGUAGUGAGCGGCUGGGUGAACCGCAGCUCGGCGAGCGGGAGUUGGAGGAUGUGCUGAGAGGGGGCAUCAUGCGGGAGCUUGCCUCGCUGCUCCCCUCCCACGCACGACCCGACUCCGUGAUGCUCAUCUCCACGCUGCCGCUCACCUCACACGGGAAAGUGUCGUCUGCGGAGCUGCUGGCCCUGUACGAAGUGGAAAACGCACAGAUCUCAAGGGUGGGAAAGCGAUGGGAGCCAGACCAGCUGAAACGGACCCUCUGGGCGUGUUGGCAGGAAGCCCUGGGCCGGGGAGUUUCUGCGGAAGCGGCAGACCUCACGGCCACGUUCCUGCGCGUGGGCGGCGAUUCCCUUGGCGUUGUUCGCCUGAGUGGGGAUGUGGAGCGGCGUCUGGGCACCUCCCUGCCCGGGCUGCCCGAUCUGCUGCUGCACCGCACCUUUGGCUGGGCGCUUCGCUACUGCGCCCGGGAGCUGUACAGGCUUGGCCGGCUGCUGGGGGAUAGAGAGGGCGCUACGUGGGACCAUAUCACAGACGAGCACCUUUUGGAAUACAGCAGCAGCGGCAUUGCUGAAAACACGGGGCACUCUACCAACACAAACUCUGAGAAUAGUGGCAAAAAGCCACGUAAAAUAUUAAAGAGGAAGGUAGAAGGGGAUAUUCCUGAGCAGGAAGCUCCUGAAGGCAAACGCACAGUCAUGCCAUCUGAACACACAAGCAGCCGCCACAUCGGGAGACUGGCGCACCGUGCACAAACACAACAAGCUGUGAGCGAGCCGCCCCCUAGGGAUGAGAUGGUGGCGGCCCUGAGCAGGGGCAGCAGGGUGACCGUGGUGGAUGGCCGAGCGUGCAGCACGAGCGCAGGAUGGCCGGGUUGUGGGAGCACUCGUAACAGAGCCGUUGUGACGGGGACAGGCGGUGUGAUCCUGAGGGAGCUGUGGAAGUGCGACACGGGGAAGUGUGUGGAUGCCUCGCCUUUGUUGAUGCUGCGAGCGCGUGGCACGGCCGUGGCGGUGUGCGUGGGCUCCCACUCGCGCCGCGUGCUCUGCGCCGAGUGGCCAGGUGGCCGCCUGCUCUGGACGGCCGAGCUGCCCGAUCGCGUCGAGUCGUCGGCCUGCCUCUCUCAGUGCGGCACGCUCGUUGCGCUCGGAUGUUAUGAUGGCUGCGUGUACCUGCUGCGAGCGGACUCGGGCGCCGUGGCGUGGGCCUUCCGCACGGGGGGCCCCGUGAAGAGCUCCCCGGCCCUGGACCCCGUCUCCGGCGCUCUGCUCGUCGGCUCCCACGACCAGCUGCUCUACGCCCUCCGUCCCUCGGACGAGACGUGCGUGUGGCGGCUGCACUGUGGCGGGGGCUCCGUGUUCUCGUCACCCUGCGUGAGCCUCAUCCCACGCGCCGCAUACGUCGGCACCCUGGGAGGACGUCUGUUGGCCGUGAAUCCGGAUGAUGGUGCCAUGCUGUGGAGUCGCGACUGUGGGAAACCUCUGUUCUCCUCGCCGGCGUGCUCCUGUGCAUAUGUGUGUGUUGGCUGCGUAGAUGGGAGUCUGUACACCUUCAGCCACGUGGGAGACAAGAUGUGGCAAUUCUGGACGGAUGGACCAGUCUUCUCGUCGCCGUGCAUUGUGGGAAAUCUCCUGGAUGUGGUGUUCGGAUCGCACGAUGGCAGCGUGUAUGCGGUGUCGGCGAGCGGGGAGCUGCGGUGGAAGCACCAGCUCGGCGCACCAGUCUAUGCGACGCCGUGCACCUGGGUAUGCAUUGGACACCUCAACGCCGUUCAACCUUCAAGAAGCCGAAUCACGUGUUACGGUGGCUCGGAGGACAUCGACCACGGUCAUAAUCCGGCAACGGAUGGAGACCGUGUUCUUAAAUCCACAAGUACGGAUGUUUCGCCAACAGCGUUGGAUUUUCAAAAAGAUGCAAAAAGUGCAUACACCACUGGCACAACGUGGCAACCUGGGAGCAUUUUGGAAGAUUCCAUUGGUUUAGUGAAGGGGUCUGAAGAGAGAUUCCCCCUGACAGGAGCUGCUGCGGAUCAUAAUACCAGAAAAAAAGAUGCCAUACAUUGCCUGUUGCAAUAUAACACCGUUGCAUCCACAGGCUCAUUCACAAGCCACGAACUGCCUCAAAUUCCAAUUGUAAACCCAGGCACCUCAGUUGGCCUUAGUGGCCCCACCGAAGUGCAUUGCCAGGUCUGCCCAGCUGGAUUUGUAGUAGCGGCAGGCACAGAUGGGCUGGUGUGUGUGCUUGAUGAGCAGGGUAAUCCUGUAUGCUCCUACAGACUGCCGGGGGAAGUGUUCUCCUCGCCCGUUGCAUGGGGGGACUGCCUGCUCGUCGGCUGCAGGGAUGACUACCUUUAUUGCUUGCAGAUUUGUCCACACCCUACAAUGGAGCUCAAAUAAUAAAGUAAUGUAUAUUAUUUUGAAUGAUAGGAUUAUGCAUAUCUCUUGUACAAGGGUGGUUUGUUCAUUUUAACAAGCGCAAAAAUCAUUUUUUUAAAUUACAGUACCUUAAGUUUACAAAUAAAAAAGACCCUGAAUCAACAGAUGGGACUUUACAUUUUUUUUUA